CGAACGGGAAAAUCUGACUCUAUGGUUAUUGUUGUUAGUCCAUUGACAGCGUUAAUAGACUCUCAAAUUGAAAAACUGAAAGCAUGCGGACUUUGUGCUAUCCACUUGACCAGUGAAGUAGAAUCCAUUCCACCACAAUGCAAAUACUUAUUUGCCAGUCCAGAAACCCUUUUGACAACCAACAGACAUCAGCUCCUGACACCGAGGGUACAAAACUCACUUGUGGGAUUUUUCAUUGAUGAAGGACAUUGUAUUAUCAAGUGGGGAAAGAAUGAUGCUAAAACAAAGAAAGCCUUUAGAGGACAUUACGCACGCUUAGGGGAGGUAAGAUCACUGCUUCCAGCAUCUGUACCUUUGGUAGUAAUGACUGCAACUGCCACUGCUGCCGCAAGACGAGACAUUGUCAAACUGACUGGAAUGCACAACUACGCAGAAGUCGUGUUGUCGCCAAACAGAAGGAAUAUUAGGUAUUCGGUCGUUCAUCUUCCGAAAUUUGACCUAUAUGCUGCUUUUAAGCACAUAAUUGAUGAUAUCGAGGAUAAUAAUACAUCAGCAGAACGUGUUAUUGUGUACUGUAGAAAGAAGGAACAUUGUAGUGACUUAUUUGAACUAUUUUCUACAACACUUGGAGAGAAAGGGUUUGCAAAUGGGACAUUUGGGGAUGACAGGACAAGGAUGUAUGCCAUGUUUCAUUCCAAAACACAAGAUGAUGUGAAAUCUUCUGUGCUAAAAUCCUUUUCUGAAGAAAAUGGACAUGUUAGGGUUGUGUUUUGUACCGUAGCAUUUGGUAUGGGAAUUGAUGUUAAAGGAACAUAUUGUGUGGUUCAUGUUGGACCGUCUAAUUCUAUUGAGGACUAUCUACAAGAGAGUGGGAGGGCUGGCCGUGAUGGCAAAUCACAGUCUCAUGCAGUUCUCAUCACUUAUCCACGCUGUACAUCGGGAAAUGUGAGCGAUGAAAUGAAAGAUUACUGCAAAAAUACAGACUGUAGAAGAAAAAGAUUGUUAGAACCAUUUAAUUUUGUGGAGGACUACAGUGACAUGGGGCAUAAAUGUUGUGAUUUGUGUUCUAGCUCAUGUGACUGCUUAGACUGUUAUCAGUGUACAUCAAGUUUAGAAAAAAGUCUAAGGACAAUGUUAAGUACAGAAAGUGCAGAAAAUAUUAUUCAUCAUGUGACACCAAGUCAAAAACUAGAUAUGCAGUCAAAAUUACUUGACUAUAGAAACACUUUAGUUGAUGAAAGAACACUAUUUCAUGGUAUUGACAUUAGUACAGGAUUUACUAGGGCAUUAAUUCAUGAUGUUGUUAAGAACGUAGGCAUUGUUUCAGGUCCAGAUAUACUUAAGGAAAAGUUUAAUUUCAUAUGUCAGGAACAUGUCAUUGAAACAUGGAACAUUCUGUGUGAAAUUCUAGAAAAUGACUCUUUGUCAGACUCUGAAAGUGUUGGAUCCUCGAGUGAUUCAGAUACAGAAACAAUUACAAAGCAUUUUAGACGUAGACCACUGAUACUGAGUUCUGAUUCUGAGUAAUUGUAUAAUGACAAAUUUGUAUUUGUCUUUAUUAAGGCUAAGAUCAUAAAAUCUUUAAACAUUUUGUUGAAGGCUAAUGUUUUUCAGCUCCUAUUCAGCUGUGUAGAGUAUUUUAUACUAGAGCUGUCAUUAAUCCAUUGCAAAGCAUAUCGACUAAACAUCAAUAUCAGAUGACAAAUAUCAGUGAUACACUGAUAUAUUGAUAUAUACUCGUAAUUUCUUGUAUAUAAUUCACUUUUAUACCUGUUUAAAUAAUUUUAUUAAAUUGAGCCGUGUCAUGACAAAACCAACAUAGUGGGUUUGCGACCAACAUGGAUCCAGACCAGCCUGCACAUCCGCGCAGUCUGAUCAGGAUCCAUGCUGGUCGCAAGCACAUUAUGUUGGUUUUGUCAUGACGCGGCUCAUAUGUUCUGUUCAUGUUGUGUCCUGUUUAUAAAUUGCAUUUGUAUGAUUUUUUCCUAAUAUUUUUUUUUGUGAUCACUGCUAUGAAAUGUGUCCAUUAUGUAACAGCAGCUUAAUGUAAGACAUGGCCACCUGCUUUUGUAUAUAAUUACGGUGAAUUUUCAUAAUUCAUAGACAUUAAAAUAAUUAACCAAAAUUAUUGAUUGUUCAAAUGAGUAUCAAUUAUUAAUCGACAGAAAGGUUUCAACAAUACAUCAAUAUUGUCUCUAUUUAAUGACAGCUUUAUUUUAUACUGGUAUCUGUACAUUAUGUGAUGUUUCAAUAUUAGAAUUGUUUGUGUAUUUUUACUGUGUAAGGUGGUAAAUGAUUACAUGUAAAUAUACAUUUUGUAAAUUGUGAAAGUAAAAAUUUAUUCCAAAGACUUGGUUCAAUUCUACUUUACAUGUAUCUUAGAAAAGAAAUAUGUCCUGGCAGUUUUGGUCGUGAGAUGUUGUACAGGUGAUGAAAUUAUAUUGGCCAAAUGAAAACCUUAUUCUGAUAAACAUUUUUGGACGAUAGUUAUUCAAGAUUAAGGUAGUUUCACUGUAAUGCUUUACCUUCAAAAUAAAUCUAACAUAGGUCAACAUCGUAACAAAUCGAUUAUUUGUAAUUUCAUUAAUUUAAUCACUCUUCCUUUAUCCCUAUGUACUAAAUUCUGGUUAAAGGUGGUUUAAAAUUAUUGAAUACAGAAGAUUAUAAAAAAUAACAUUCCAGAAAUGACUGAUUUACAAUAUUGGCCGAUGUUAGAUUUUUUUUGGCGGAAAAGCAUUCAGUAAGACACAUUCAUGCAUGUUAGGUAAUGCCGAAAUUGCAAGAUGAACAAGUUCAUCAUACAAAUAAAAGGCGACAAUAUGGACUUCCAACAAACAAGAGAACAUUUUCACAUAAAAUAGAAAAGCAAAUACAAUUCUGAACAAAUUAUAAAAUUUUAAUCAUCAAUGCAUAAAAAUGUCAUCAUUGUUUUACAUUAUACAAUCUAACAAUCAGUUAAUGUGUAAAAGUAAAGUACAGAGACAUUCUUUGUUCACAGUUAAACAUCCCUUAUGGAAUGACAUACUAUAUAGUAAGUUUUGUAUCAUAUAAACCACUAUACAUGUAGUUGCAAUGAAGGCAGAAAUUCAAUGAUAUGCAUUUUCAUCGAAACAAAACGGAUAAAUAAAUAAAUAAUGGAUGAGUAUUUUGGAAAAGUUUUGUGACAUAAAAACAAAUGAU
Ruditapes philippinarum (Manila clam) is the source of this 3180-nucleotide messenger RNA. RefSeq lists its product as uncharacterized. The record is from RefSeq and is a predicted model, not a curated record. Gene Ontology annotation, cellular component: chromosome; cytoplasm; nucleus. Gene Ontology annotation, biological process: double-strand break repair via homologous recombination. NCBI's taxonomy places the organism in Eukaryota, Metazoa, Mollusca, Bivalvia, Venerida, Veneridae. Gene Ontology annotation, molecular function: 3'-5' DNA helicase activity; four-way junction helicase activity; nucleic acid binding.